This is a messenger RNA of Columba livia (rock pigeon), 3531 nucleotides long. It is a transcript of the gene DIRAS3, whose product is annotated as DIRAS family GTPase 3. The coding region runs from base 575 to 1171 and encodes 198 amino acids. Gene Ontology annotation, molecular function: GDP binding; GTPase activity; GTP binding. Gene Ontology annotation, biological process: signal transduction. The transcript is spliced from 2 exons. Gene Ontology annotation, cellular component: plasma membrane. NCBI's taxonomy places the organism in Eukaryota, Metazoa, Chordata, Aves, Columbiformes, Columbidae. The record is from RefSeq and is a predicted model, not a curated record.
CUGCCCGCCGUGGCGGCGUCUCGGGCGGAGCGGGAUGAGGAGAAGCCGGGGGAGGAGGGGAGCGGCCUCCGUGGGUUCUCUCGGCCCCGGGCCGUUCUGGAGGGGUGGCAGCGGGGACAUGUCCGCGUUCUGUCAGGCUCCGGCUCUGCCUUCAGAGAGGGUGUGCGGAGAGAUGGCGUUCGGGGAAAUUCCUCAUAAACGAGAAGUGCUACUUGUGAUAGUGAAAUGUAACUCUUUAUUUGCCAAAUCAGAGGACCUUUAAGGGCCCAAAGAUCCUAUGUCAUCCCUGCCGGUUUUAAGGGCAGUGGGGGUGGAACGCUGACCCGUGUUUUAAGUUUUGAAAUAAAAUAAUUCCUGAAUGUGAGCCGGGGAGCGUGGAGGCGGGGAGCGAGCCGGCAAGGGCUGUCAGCGCUGGGGGACUAGAGGAGGUGCUGGCCCUGAUGCAGUAAUUAGCACGGAAUUAGCGGGAUGGAGCAUCAAAACUGGGCUUUCUUGCCAGACUAAGGCCACCUCUGCAUAAACUUGAGGAACUCGGGCUCUUUCAGUGAAAAUCUUCUCUAGCAGCACAGCAAACAUGCCUGAACAAAGCAACGACUACAGGGUGGUUGUGUUCGGAGCAGCAGGGGUUGGCAAAAGCUCCUUGGUUCUCCGUUUUGUGAGGGGGACUUUCAGGGAAACCUAUAUCCCCACGAUUGAAGAUACGUACCGGCAGGUGAUCAGCUGCGAUAAGAGCAUCUGCACCCUCCAAAUCACAGACACCACGGGAAGCCACCAGUUCCCUGCCAUGCAGCGGCUGUCGAUAUCCAAAGGUCACGCUUUCAUCUUGGUGUACUCUGUCACCAGCAGGCAGUCCAUGGAGGAUCUUCAGCCCAUCUUUGACCAGAUCUGCCAGAUUAAAGGGGACAUCCAGAAAAUCCCCAUCAUGUUGGUGGGUAACAAAAGCGACGAGAUGCAGCGGGAGCUGGAUGCCAGCGACGGGCAAGCGUUAGCCAGCAAGUGGAAGUGCUCCUUUAUGGAGACGUCAGCCAAGAUGAACUACAAUGUGCAGGAGCUCUUCCAGGAGCUCCUGAAUCUGGAGAAGAGGAGGAUGGUCAGUCUCCAGGUGGACGGGAAGAAAUCCAAGCAGCAGAAAAAGAAAGAUAAACUGCAAGGCAAGUGCUCUGUUAUGUGAUUGACUUUUGCUGGACUCGCACCGGUGCGUGGUGUAGUCGGAGCAGGGACUCCCACAGAAAAUACAUUUCUGCUGGAGGUUUCAGAGGAAUCCGUGCCUUAGAGGGCUGCUGCUUUUCCCGAAAAUCUCUGCUGGAUUAUUUGAUGUGUUGGUUUUAAAGAUAAUGGCUUUCUGCAUGUUUAUUUUUUUUAAAACAAUAAAUGUUAAAUGUCAGCAAUUACAUGUGACAGGAAGUUUUUAAUGCCAGAAGUUUACAGAAGAGAAAAAUGUCAGUCAGAAAUAUCUCCAUUCCUGCCAGUACAUGGUGGUUUUUAAGUAUUCCCAGUCUAUUAGCUCAAAAGAAAUCACAGUGUCUAUAAUAAUGUGUAUACCUCAAAAAUUGUUUUCAGGAAUCUAUUGACCAGGGCAAAUCUUUAACAAAGCUGCAUCUGCACUGCAAAUGAGCAUGGAUGUUGCUCCAGGUGCUUAUGUGCUUGGCAGACAGACUGGCUUGCCUACCAAAGACACAGUUUUUGUGUGUUAGAAUUUAAGUUUUCCUGUGUGCUGUGCAAUUCCUGAGACGUCUGUGUGUGAUUCCAGCUAUAUCUGUGUAUAAUCGAGCUGUUUGAUUUUUUUACCCCCUUUACUCUGACUUCCCCUGUUCCCUGAGGCCGGAGGUUCCGUGUGCUCUGGAUCCAAACCGGGGUGGUUCUCGGUGUCCUCAACCAUGAGCCGCCUCCUUCGGGAAGGUGAGCAGGGUGCUGUAAGUACCAGGUGAUGUUGGAGCUGCUUAUCUCAGCAAUUCACCUUUUCUUUCUCAAAAUUCACCUUUUCCUUCUCAACUGUCAGUCUGGUUUUGCACGUGGCUGAAGCUACUUUUGCCUGGAGUUCUCCUAGAUUUUUUUUUCCCCUUAUUUCAUCCACGUUACCUGGGUUUUGAGACUUACAACAACUCAGUUCAGGUAACACUGCUUCGAGAAGAAACAUCUACACCUGCAAGCUGCAUGAUUAAAGCAAAAUCCUCUCUGACAGAAAGUUUUAGCAGACAGUUUGCACGACUGAACAGACUGGAGACAUGGGCUUAGUCUGUCUCUUGUCUUCCUCACUCUGUUUGGGGUUUUUUUUGGCAUGAUAAGCCUCAUCUGCGGUGCAUGGUCAAGAAGAUUUCAAGAAAAUAAGUGCAAGUACUUGCUAUCAGCCUAUGUUGUAAUGUGCUUUAUGUAUUAGUCCCAGCAGAAGACUGUCAGGACUUCAGUGUCGCCCUGUAGGUUUGAUUUUUACAAAGCAACACAGUCUUGACGCAAGAGACGUGGGAGAGGGGAAUUGCUGCUUUUUAUAGCACUUUUCUAGUGAAGCGAUUUUAUUGUAGAACAAAAUAUGGAACAGGAGAUGCUGGAAAGUACAUUCCCUUUCUUACUUUGCAAGCAUUAUUGUCUAUUAAUAACUGCUGUUUUCUACAUAAGAUGCUAGAGAAGAGCCUUUUCACUGUUAUUUAUGUGUUGCAGACUGAUACGGAAAGCCAUGAAGUUUGUGUCCGUGUUAAUACCUCACAUAUUUGAACAAUCCUUACAGUCAGUGCUGGCUCCUGAUGCUCCACUGUCUCCUCUCUGUCCGUGAGCCGCUUUUCCGACCUCCUCAGGCCGUUCUCACGCACAUGUAAGGGGUCAUUCGGCUCCCUGUUUGCCCCAGUUCCAGCUCACUUAGUCCAGCAGAAAAUCUUGCUCAUUAUGAUUUCAGAAACCCAAGCAAGUUUUACGUGAGCGUUCAGUGCUGACUGAAACGGCCAUGAUGGCUUCGCUUGGCAAUAACUCUUGCGUUUUCCUCCCUAACUCUGCAUGAGUUUCGAGCCCUCUGUUCUUUCAUUCCCAAGCAGUUAUGAAAUGCUGCUCUGUGGGUCGUUUCUAGCAUCUGGCAAUUAUUAUUGCAAAGACUAUUUCAGUUCCACUGCAGCCUUUGAAAUCCCUAUAAGACAUUUUAUGUUUAAGCCUUUUCCAAAUGUCAGGAGACCUAAUAAUGUCUCUGCACCUCCCACUGCCUGUGUGAAGGCAGGGCGGUGUGUAGCUGCGAUUAUUCACCCAGCCGAGAUGUUCUGGAGCAUGUCAUUGGCACUGCGGUGUUUGCUUUGGAUGUGGUAGGGAAAUCACCGAGAACUGGGGUCCGGCAGAGCAAGAGGAACAACUAAUGUGAACGAAAGAGGCUCAGUACCUCCUGCACCAGGCAGAAUCGCUGGCACAUUCAACAAGAGAAGGUCCCAUGGGAUCACAGGGGUGAUGGAGAUGCUGGGGUGGAAAUAAUCGGUGUUUUGGGUGUGCAAGAUCAAUUGUGUUGUAAGUUAAAACUGUAUGAAUAAAUUGUGUGAUUUUAUUUGUUGCCAAACUAAA